CCAUGAUAUCCUAAAAAGGAGAUGCACCAGGUAUUUAAGGGAGAGAUAUUCGGACCACAGGGAGAGCGGGUGAAUUGGAACUCACCAGGAGGAAUGCGACGAACCGUUAUCAUGCUCAAUGGGUUAGAGAUAGCGGUCGUAGAAGCUGAGUCGGUGGUCGAUAUCGUUUGGGAUCAACUGCGGGGCCGCGGGUCGCAGAUCAAUUUUAUCUUGGAAAACGACGAACGUGAUAGGGUGAACGCAACCACUCGACUAGGAACGGCUGGAAGAAGGAUUAACCAUGAUACCAUUAUUGAGGAGGUCGUCGGAAGCUUCGAACUCCAGGCAGAACCUGAGGUCGAGGAACCAGAGAAAGUCUAUGGGAAGCCUCGGGAAGAGGAGCCUGCGAACAAAGUUACCGCCGCUAAGAAGAAGUUUAGGUAUCAAAUUCCGAUCUUGACCUUGCCUGAGCUCGACGAUACCUUUAGCAAGUUACUAGGGACCAUGGUGUCAGUGUCUUUUCAGACCAUGCUGCAAGCUCGUCCUAGGUUGCUCAAAGGGCUUAGACAACUGUUGACUCGGCGGCGAGUAGAAAUAGGCGAGAACCUCGAAUUACCAGAAGGGGAGAGGGCGAAGGAAGCUCCACAAGAAGUGGCUAACCUUCAGAGGAGCCACGGGGACUUGGAGGAUCUCGAAAAAGCCUUUGCAAACAUUCCUUUGAGCUUGCCCGACCGAGAGGCCGGCGAAGUCAUGAGAUCACCACCCGGGACAGAGCUUAGCUUUCAUGCACUGCCCGUAGGGAAACUGAAAAUCCAGAUCGGGACUCAUCAUACCGACGCGUUAGUAGACGGGGGAGCAGAAAUCACUCUCAUAAGACGAGAUUUCGCAACGAUCACGGGAUGUACGGUAAACAAGCAAGUAACAGGGAGCAUCCGGGGAGCUGGCGGGGAAAUCCCGUUCGCUGGGUACGUCACGAAGUGUGCUGUAAAAGCAGGAGUCAGGGAAUCGAUCUGGUCGUUUCAGCGGAUGACCGUAAUGGAGGAAAUGGACCACGACAUAAUCCUCGGGAGACCGUGGUGCGCAAACGUGGAGAUGAUAGGCAUGCACUUGUACGAUGGCUCAUACAUGGUAGACAUAAAGGACCCUGUGACCGGUCGGGGAGAGCUCCUCCGACUCCUUGGAACGGGAGGAGACCCCUCGAAGGGGAAAUUGGCAACAUGGUCGCCGUCGUUCGAGGAUAGCACGCGAAAAGGGGUUUUCGCACGGAUGGAGGGUAUGAGAGAAAGGGUAGAAAUCAUGAUUGAGGAAGCAUUUAACAAGAAGGAGUGGAUCAAGAUGGGCCUGCCCCAGAAGAAGAGGAGGCAGGAGGACGAAGUCCUAGGUGUUAUGGCUGUCUCUUAUACACAUCUAGAUGUGUAUAAGAGACAGGAUGGAGGGUAUAUCCUCGAUGCGCGAGACAACUUGAGUGGGUUCGUGGAGGCGGUCGUUCUCAAGAAAAAGACAGGGAGGAGUGUGACGGACUGGAUAGAAGACUUCUACUUGAAACAUCCGUUCGUCAGGAAGUUUAUAGCAGACAAUGAGACGAACUUUGUGAACCAAGAAAUAUUGGGGAUGCUUAAGAGACUCUGCGUACCGAUCAAACUCAUCGAGCCGUAUCACCCUGAGGCCAAUGCACCUGUGGAAAGGGGGCACCGAACCUUGAAGAACACGAUUGCGAAGCUCGCAGCGGACCAUCUGGGGAACUGGCCUAGGUAUCUUAAGCAGGCUGUCUUUGCAGAGAAUAUGACCCCUAAAAGGACAACAGAAUGUAUCCCGACAGAGCUUUCAUACAAAAGAGAGAUCGGUUUUCCUGUGGAAGCCUUGGUACCUACCUGGAAUAGGUUAGAUGAUGAUCCGCAAAUGACCACUGAAGAGUUAAUCGAGGCAAAAUGUCAACAGAACCUUAAGAACGAGGAGGCCAUGGAGUACAUCGCCAACCGGGUACUAGACAACAGAAUGAGGGACAAAGCAAGGACCUAGGAGAAAAACAAGAAAAGACAAAAGAAUGAAAUUCGGCAACGAGA
Messenger RNA from Chara braunii, 2042 nucleotides. The record is from the annotation of a GenBank genome assembly. Lineage: Eukaryota; Viridiplantae; Streptophyta; Charophyceae; Charales; Characeae.